Messenger RNA from Zootoca vivipara (common lizard), 8789 nucleotides. RefSeq names its product chromosome 12 C14orf93 homolog (gene C12H14orf93). NCBI's taxonomy places the organism in Eukaryota, Metazoa, Chordata, Lepidosauria, Squamata, Lacertidae. The record is from RefSeq and is a predicted model, not a curated record.
GGGAGGCACCCCAAUCCCUUGUUUGGCCUUGCCAUGGAAAAUAUACGCCAAGGGAGAGAGAGGCUUGUAUGUGGCAGAAUGUGGGAGGGGGGAAAGCAGGAGAGCAGGGAUAUGCUUGGCAGAAAAUAUAUGUACAUGCAGGAACAGAGUAGCUUUGUAGGUUUUUGUACAUGGAUAUAGCGAAGAGAGGGAGAAAGAGGUCUAUAUAAUGCUGGGGAAUGGAUAAGUGAACAGGAAAAUGGGUAACACUCAGAGAUCAUAGAUCAGUUUACCCCUCCAAACCCUUUAACUGCUAUGGGGCUUUAAAGAAUGUGGGGGGGGAUAUCUUUCUUCAUUUUAUUGUGGAUGAUGUGAGAAUUUUAAUGGGAAUUAGUAGUGGUCAUUAAUAACAAGGCAGUUAGUCUGGGUUAUUUAACGGCGUGUAAAGUAAUGUGAUUUGGCUGUGAUGCUGUAGAGGUAAAUGGUGUUUCAAGAAGAGCGGAUAGGAAAAUAAGUGGAGAGGUGAGGCUGUGAGUAUACUAAUUAGGCACACAGGAUGUGUGUCUACAUGAUCAGGCUUGCAGAGGAAUAAUGCAUGCAUCUGCGUUGGAUUUUUUAAUCAAAUAUACCUUCUCUCGUCUCAAUCUAAUCAUGCUUUUGUUUCUACAAGAGGGUGAUUAGAAAAGGCACAGGGGGCUUAUUCAAUAGCAUUUGGGGUGACAAAUAUGCUAACAUGCAUUAUUAAUUCUUUUGUUCACCCUGUCAGGAUUGCUGUAAAGCAGUGAAACGGUGAAUUUCCUUUGGCCCAAUUUUUCAUUAGUGACUGGCUGCGGAAUCAUUUUGGACUUAAAUUAACCUGGAAUAAAAGGGUUUUCUUCUUCUUCUUUGGUGAUCCCUCAUAACUGAGUAAGAUUGCCUACCAUUAACAUGGUGGAGGCCAGUUCUGGAUCCGCACAUCCUUCCACAGUGGGGACAUAGGUUUGUUUCCGGGUGGGAGUAGAUCAUGGUAUGGAUUUGCCAAGCAUGCCUUCCUCUUAGCACGUUUCUCCCUUUCGUCCUGAGUUCGAGUGUCUUCAAAGCCCAUGACACCUUUGGUAAAGGCUGUUCUCUCCCAGUUGUCGGUGUUUAUACUGUACUACAUUUUUAUAAAUUUGCCUCAAGAGUCUUUAAACCUCUUUUGUUGCCUGCCAGCAUUACGCUUUCUCUUUUUAAGUUCGGAAUAGAGUAGUUGCUUUGGAAGACGAUAAUCAGGCACCCAAACAUCAAGACCAGUCCAACGAAGUUGAUGUUGAAGAAUCAUUGCUUCGAUACUAUUGAUCUUUGCUUCUUCCAGUACACUGGCAUUAGUUCGCCUGUCUUCCCUGGAAUAAAAGAGUACUCAAAGUGUUUAUGACCCUGGGGGUGUGCUAGCCCUGACAUAGCAGUGGGAACAUGGCAGCUAAUAAAUUGGGAGGAUCUGUAUACUAUAUUGUGUGGAAGGGUUGUGUCAGGUGUUUGGGAAGCAGGCGCUGUGAGGCCUGUCAAUACCCCCCCCCCAAGUAAUAAAUUAACCUUCACUUUGAAAGCAAGGGUACCGGUAAAUUAAGAAGGGAAAAAGGGAAAGACUGGCGACGUAAAUUUUAAAAUUGUCAGUGACACACAAGCCCAUUGGGGACAGACAGCUUUGCUAGUCAGGGAUACCAGCUGAGGGAGGAAGACUUAGGGGGAAAAUAUUUAUCAGAUACCCAGUAACUGGGUGGGCAGGGGGGCAACAAAACCCAGCAAUAAAUCCAGGGAGAAACAAUAUUAUUAGAAACUGAAGAUUUAAAUGUGGUGGGUUUCUUUUUCAAGGCCUUGGUGCCCCUGUGUGCCAGGACUUUUGCCAGUGGGGCGCAAGUCUUGACAUGACCUUGGGCCUGGUCAGCCAUUUUGGAAGAUACUCCAGUCAAGGCAUUUUUUUUUUUUUGGAAAUCAUUUAUUUUAUACGCUGUUGUCGUUUGUGUGUAAUUACUGGGUGUUUGACAUGUCCUUAUAUUGGAUUUUAGGAAAGGAAAGCCCUCGGCCACCCAGUGUGGGGAAGGCGGCCUUGAAAAGGACCCAGCUUCGCGGACCUCCUCAGAGAGCCCCCUUCUCCCCCGUCCAUGUUCCUUUCCCCCGCCCUUCGCUCCUAUCCCCGGGCCUAGGCGCCACCGUCUUCAACCAAUUGGCUCCCUCCUGCUCUUCCGCAAUAGCCAAUCGGAGAGCGGACGGGGCGGACGGAGGGCUGUUCCGUUCGUACACGACUGCGGCGCUCUUGCUUCUCCUGCCGCUCCCCCCCCCCCCGGGCGCUGCACACGCGGGAUGGAAUGCUGGGGAGCGUGGGAUUCUAAACCGUUGGGCCACCGAACCAAACGAGAAGCCUCGGACACGUUUCCUGCCUUGGGGGUUGCGAAUUUUAAAUAUGCAAAGAGAUGGCUUGCAUGAACUUUAAAACCACUUUUGAGCAUUUGAAAUUGGAAAAGGGGAACAGCUUCCUAAGAAUGGGGAUGGGUAGUUUCUCCUCCGCUUUACUUUCCAUUAUCACCUCAGACUCGGAACCCUCCUCCGUCCCCAGUUACGGGAGAUUCAAAAACAUUGCUUCUUCGAGGGCUGUUUGCAAGUGCUUUGCAAGAGCUGAAUGCUCUGCUGGUUAAAAGCAAACUGUACUGCUGAGGGGAAAAAACAAACGUUGCACAGUGUGAACUACUGAAACAAAGCAGAGGCCCCCCCCCCAUUUUUUCUUCUUCUUUUGGCAGGGUCUCAGUGCUUCUACAAAGAAAUUGAAAAGAGGUAGCCAAAACCUGAACUGCUAGUUCAGCUCUUGAGUUCAUUGCAGGACUUUUGACUGCCAAAAUAAUCAAUAGAUAUAGACUGUAAAAGCAAUAAGAUUUACAAGAGGUCAGCUGUGGGUUAAUAUAGAUCCAAAUGGACAAGCUGUGUGGCUGGAAGAUAGUGCUGAAUCCCUCCUAAUGUUAAUCGCACUGAGCAUAAAUUUAGAUCGGAGUUCACAAUCUGAUUUAUAGUCUGUUGAGUUUCUUUAUUCAGGUGGUCUGUGGCAUGUCUGUCUUAAAGAUAAUGAUUUUGGAUUGUAUUUUAAUUGCUUCUUUUAUUUCUCAUAUUUAUUGAAUUAUAAUUUGAAUAUUAUGGAAUCCAAAUUGUAAUUCAGCUUGAUAAAAUAUAAGAAAUAAAAGAACAAAGGAAAAUACAGUUAAAAAUACAGCAUCUAGCAAAGGGCAUUGCAAUUCAUCAAGGGGUUAGGGAGUGGGUAGUUUCCGAACCACAGAUUUAGACAAACAGUGUCUGAAUGCAAAUAUGAAAUGGCCUGCCCUGUUGGGUUUGGCUACAGCAGAUCUGUGUACAGAGGUUAGAGCCUAAAUCUAAGCAAUUUAGGUGAUCAGAAGCAGGUAGGUCCAGAUGUACUACAACAUGACUGUCUGCUCUCCAGUCAUACUUUUGGAAAUAUUUCUUUAAUAUCUUUCCUCUUGUUUGCUGAGACCCAGCCUUCGGAGCAUUGCUAUGGGCAUACCUCCACUGCAGAGCAUUCAAGGCUAGAUCCGAAGCUUGCCUUGCCUCCUCCAAGAGAACUAGCUGGGGAACACCAAGAAUCCCUCAUAAACCUGCAUCGUCAUGUCAUUCAGUGCCACAAUUUUGUUCUCCCCUCCCAACACCAAAGAGGCAAAAUGCUGCUGCUGUACCUGCAAGCAGGAACCGGGGGCUCAGGCGACUACGCCGUCCCCGCCACCAUCUUCAUCGAGCACCCCGAUCACGGUUACAGGCACUGGGCUAGCGGUACAGUCUUCAGAGCAACUGCUCCAUGUUAUCUAUCAACGUAUAGAGAAGGCAGUGGGCCUUGCUGAGGUGGCGCUGAGCCUGGCCAAGGCCAAUAAUGAAGCCCUGAGGCGGCUGGAGGAGGAAAUGGGGACACUGCGCCGAAGGACGGCCCCUGUCCUCAAAGCCAGCCCCUUGAGUGGUCCUGAGGAGCGGCAAGAGGACAAUGAAGAGCAGAAUGAGGAGGAACAAGAGGCCGAAGGCUUCAGAAGUGGCGUCCAGGUGGUCAUUGAAGAGCUGCGGCAGCUGGGAGCGGCAGCAGGGCCACCUGAACACUUGGGUUUCUCGCCUGUGCAUCUGGGGCCUGGGGGGCUUGGCGGGGCAGCAGAAGAAUCACCCACAGUAGAUGUCUCCAUUCAAAGGGUCUAUGCCGCACCACCUUCCCCCUCUUCUCAGCCUCUGGAUGAUCCUUCCCUCUCUUGCCCAGAGGUAUCCCCCAACAGCAUCACCUUGGAGGACAACAUGUGCAGGGAGCCACGUUUCUCUUUGGGCUUUGCAAGUCUUCCUUGUAGAAACCGAAGCAUGGGACAGAAGAAUGCAAGGCGCAAGAGGGACUUGGUGCUCUCGAAACUGGUCCAUAAUGUCCACAACCACAUCACCAAUGACAAGAGGUUUGAUGGCUCUGAGAGCAUUAAAUCUUCAUGGAAUAUCUCUGUAGUGAAAUUCUUGCUGGAGAAACUGAAGCAUGAAUUGGUAUCAAAUCACCACAAUUACACUGACAAAGAACUAAAAGGUGCUUGUGUGGCCUACUUUCUAACCAAACGACGUGAGUAUCGCAACUCUCUCAAUCCCUUCAAAGGACUCAAGGAGAAGGAGGAGAAGAAACUACGAAGUAGGCGCUACCGGCUUUUUGCAAAUCGUUCAGGGGUGGCGCGUCUGCUGGGCCCUGAAGAGCAGCGUUUGUGGCAAGGUGUGACAGAGGAGCUCAUGUCAGAUGAGGAAGACAGCCUAAGUGAACCAGGUGUGUGGGUGGCACGCCCCCCACGAUUCCGCGCUACCCCUCUCACUCAGCUUUGCUACCGACUUGAUGCCAACUCAAAGCAUGGCACCAAAGCUAACCGGGUUUAUGGGUCGCCCUCUGACCGCCUGCCCUCCGCUGAAGCUCAGCUUUUGCCUUUGCACCUCUACAACCCCCAUUUUCAAGAGGAAGGAGCCAGGGCGGGCACACCGCCUAGGCCGCCCAGCCACAAAGGCUUUUGUCCUGACCUCAGCUCAUUCGUUGAGAUCAAAGUGGAAAAGGAUGAGUGACCUGAGAAUGCUGAUUGUGUUUAAUAUGGCAGCCAAAAGGAAGACAAUGAGAGAAUACAGGAUCACCACCAGCUGAACUCAGUAUCUUCCCGAGGAGGAGGGAAGCAAAUUGUCUGCCAUGCGCCAGGAUGCGUUUGUGGGUUGAGAUGCAUCUUCGCUCCAUAAGGAGCUAUUACUUCUAGGUCAUGAUGGGGAAGAAAUGGGGGAUAGAGAGGGACACCACUGGAAAAUGUAGCCCUUCACAAAUAUGUGGCUGUUUGGUCUAUAUAUCCAACAGGUUGAUGGUGUGAACAUGAAGAGUACAAUGUUGCAAAGAGAAGUAAGUCUUUUGUGAGCCUUCAAAAGCUCACAAAAAUAGGAUUUUUUUUGUAAAAACUAACUACAUUGUGGACUGGGUGGAUCAGAAACUUUGCAGAACCUUUCACAGUGCAAAACUACUCUGUUAUACUAUUGAGUUAAUAAAAGUAAAGGUAAAGGUACCCCUGACCAUUAGGUCCAGUCGUGACCGACUCUGGGGUUGUGGCGUUCAUCUCGCUUUAUUGGCCGAGGGAGCUGGCGUACAGCUUCCAGGUCAUGUGGCCAGCAUGACAAAGCCGCUUCUGGUAAACCAGAGCAGCACAUGGAAACGCUGGAUGUGGUACCUAUUUAUCUACUUGCGCCUGACAUGCUUUUGAACUGCUAGGUUAGCAGGAGCUGGAACCGAGCAACGGGAGCUCACCCCGUCGUGGGGAUUCAAACCGCCAACCUGAUCGGCAAGCCCUAGGCUCUGUGGUUUAACCCACAGCGCCACCCGCGUCCCUAUUGAGUUAAUAGUAGCGCAGAAAAAUGUCUGAGACCUUUUCUGAAAUUAUGGGGAUUGCUCAUUGCUUAGUGAAACUGCUUUUGGGACUACAAGAGUUACGAGAGCACUUAGAGCGCCUCUGACUCUUCAUUGAUAGCAAUGCUUUUACAUUAGAAACAUUUAGUGAUAUCAAGUUGACUGUUCUCACCUGUAUCUGUAAACAUUAGGCAGGUGUGUAUUUUAUUCCUUCAUAAACCCCCCUCCUACUCGCAAAGUUCCUAUUCCUCCCUCUUAUUUGCAGGAAGAGUAAAAAUCUUGUGUAGGAAUGUGAAGAAGAGCUAAGAAACAACACUCCUGGUUUUUAUUAUUGCAUUCUUGUGAUAACUUCCCCUUUGCUAGGUUUCAGGAAUAGCUCUCUAUUGUCAAACUCCAGGUCCCCUACAACAGGAGAAAAAAAAAUAUCUCUGGCUUUUACCAGUAGUAAAACACCAGGCUUUUUGUUUUUUUUAAAAAAACAUUUGCAUAUGUUAAUUCACAUAAAUGUACACUAAUUAAUUUCCAGAGGAUUGGCUGUGCUAGAAUGUUGCAGCCAAAACAGUAAAGAGUCAUUAACACUUCAUGCAUCUGAUGAAGUGGACUCUAGUUCAUAAAAGUUUAUGCCGCCAUGAGUGUGUUAAGGUGCCACGGGACUCAUCAUUGUUCUUACUAAGUAAAAGUACGUGUUGACUUGCCUGGCUCAAGUUUUUAAUAGAAUUUGUUUCAAAUUAUCUAUGCGUCAGUCUUACCACUGACCUGUCAUUAAACUAUGGAACUCGCUCCCACGGGAGGCAGUGAUGGCCACCAACUAAUAUUGGCUGUAAAAGAGGAUUGGACAAAUUCAUGGAGGAGGCUGUUGUUGGCUCUACUAGCCAUGAUGGCUAUGCUCUGCCUCCACAGCUAGAGUCAGUAAUGCUUUUGAGGAAUGCUCUUCUGCUUGGAUUCUGUUUGUGGGCUUCUCACAGACACCUGGCUAGCUGCUGUGAGAACAGGAUGCUGGACUAAAUGGCCCAUUAGCCUGAGCCUACAGGCUCUUCUCAUGUUCUUAUGUACAUGGAUGGACUUAUGAGAAACAUAUUUUAGAGGGUGCUGUCAGGUGUGGAGACAUUGGGGGUACAAAACAGCCCCCCAAAAGAGGGCCACGGUACCAUUCUUAUGCCUACUACUAUAUCAAAAGCAUAAACUGGAUAUUUAUUGAGCCAUCACUGUCCUCUAGUGGCUUUUUUUAGAUAGUACAAAAGGAUGGAUGGUCCUUUUCCUCUCUGGCUGGGCAGACACCUGUUAUCAGUCUUUGUUUGAUAUAGAAAAAAGCAGUGUUAUUAUUAUGCCUGCUGCAGCCCUCUAUUCCUUUCCUUGAUGCUCACUCUGUUCCCUGUAACCCAUGACCCUGUAUCUUGGUUUCUAUGACAAUCCAUCUGUCUCUAUUUACAGUGACGAGCAAUAAUAAGAAACUCCAUUCUGACCAUAAGAGAAUGCAUUGAAUGAAUGGGACAAUAGGUCACUAGUUAAGAUCAGGUUCCAGUGAUGGGAAAUAACAUUGCCAGGAACAUUGGAAUGGAGAUACGCUGCCACCUAGAGCACAGGGGUAGGUGGACCAAGAGGCAAAAUUUUACUGUAGGUAUGCCUAAGGCACCUAACACACUUGUAAAACUCCUUUUUAAUUGAUCUGGGCUAACGGUUGUCCCCUGGCUAUGUUUUCCUGGUCCAGAUAGAAUCUCAGCUCCACAGAUGAACACAAACUGAAAUCUAUAGAGAGGUCUUGCAAAACCUAUCAAUCAAAAGAAGCUACCAAGGACAGAGACAGUUCAAAUAGCAGAUGCUAGGCAUGGCCAUCACCUACGGUAGUCGUAUGGGUGGCAACAAUACUGAAACAACUGAGUUUUGGGCUGGUUUCACAAGGCCAAUUUAAGGUAGUGGGAAAAGUGGACUCCUCCCACUACCUGCUACUACAUGUAUACACACUUUUUAAAAGCAGUUUCUAGUGUACUGUACACAGUGCUGUACAGUUUUGUAACAAAUUCCUUACCAAGCUGAAUCUCAUAGUGGUUCACAUGAGCCCAUAAGGACCCCACUCGACCAUGGAAAAACAAAAGCUUGCUAUAAAUCUUUUGUGUGGUCCAUUAAUAGAAUACACCUAUUUUACAAACAGGGUAAGCUGAGGCUGAGCUAGUGAUUCUCCUAAAGUUUCCCAGGUAAUCGGUCUGUGCCAGAGGAAGAACUAAGUCACCUGGUCUCAAGGCUAACACUAUAUCCUGCCGUGAUGACUGGGUACAAAAAGAGCAGACAGGACUCCUGUACCUUUAAUAGUUGUAGGAAUGCUCUCCCCAAGGAGAGCUGGCCUGGUGCCAUUGUUGCAUAUCUUUACGCAAAAACAUUCCUUUUUAAUCAGGCCUUUGGCUUUUAACUAUCUGUGGCCUUUUUGCACGAGUGGGGAUGUUUUAAUAUGGUUUAUUUAGAAAAGGUUGGUAUUUGGUUUUUGCUUAAAAUAUUGUAAGUGGCUUUGAGUUGGUGUGACCUAAAAAUGAUUAAUAAAAUUAAUAAUAAUGAUAAUAUUAGGAGAGAGAAAUCUUUUGAGUGUAGCUUUCUUCACUUCUGCAGUGCUGUGACAUGACCAGAUGCCCUGACAAAAUCCCACCUUGCAAGUAAACUAUUAAAGAGGGAGCCCUUUGUUCUGUUGUCGGUGUGUCACUCCCCAAUAAGUCUUGAGGUGCAUCUGUGAUGCUGGGGACACAGAGAAAGAACAUUGGGAGUCGUGCAAAAACAAAAGCAUUGGCUGGGAAUUUUUAUUUCAUAAAAUUUAUACACUGCUUGAUUGUAGAAAAUACCUUAAUGCGGUUUACAAAAAAGAUAAAACGAUAAAAUUAUAACUAAAGAAAUCUACAACCAUAAUCUACAGAAUGUUAAAACCACAACAGAAUAG